GCCCCCCGACCCCCAGCGCCCGAGCUCGCAACAAUGUAGCAGGGGCAGCUGGGCUGCGCUGCGGACCCGGCGGGUCGUGCUGGGGCCGGGCGGACCCUGCGCUGCGGACCCGGCGGGCCAUGAGCAGGUUGGCCUGCUAUGGAAUGUGAUGAGAAGCUGGUCCGCUUCCGACAGGCCCACCUCAAUCCCUUCAACAAGCAGCCCCUGGGGCAAGGCCAGCAUGACCAGGAGGCUGGGGACGACCUUUCUUGUCGAGACUCGCUGCUGGGGCUGUCCCACGGGGACCCCGGGUUCCAGUGCUCGGAGCGCGUGAUGGACUUGGGGCUGGCGGAGGACCACUUCUCCCGUCCUGUGGGCUUGUUCCUGGCCUCAGACAUCCAGCAGCUGCGGCAGGCGAUCGAGGAGUGCAAGCAGGUGAUCCUGGAGCUCCCUGAGCACUCGGAGAGGCAGAAAGACGCUGUGGUGAGGCUCAUCCACCUGCGCCUGAAACUCCAGGAGCUGAAGGACCCCAGCGAAGACGAGCCGAACAUUCGGGUGCUCCUGGAACAUCGCUUCUACAAGGAGAAGAGUAAGAGCGUCAAGCAGACGUGUGACAAGUGCAACGCCAUCAUCUGGGGCCUGAUUCAGACCUGGUACACCUGCACAGGGUGUUACUAUCGCUGUCACAGCAAGUGCCUGAACCUCAUCUCCAAGCCCUGCGUGAGGUCCAAGGUCAGCCACCAGGCCGAGUACGAGCUGAGCAUCUGCCCCGAGACAGGCCUGGACAGCCAGGAUUACCGCUGUGCAGAGUGCCGGGCGCCCAUCUCCCUCCGGGGCGUGCCCAGCGAGGCCAGGCAGUGCGACUACACCGGCCUGUACUACUGCGGAAACUGCCACUGGAACGACCAGGCCAUCAUCCCGGCCCGCGCCAUCCACAACUGGGACUUUGAACCCCGCAAGGUCUCCCGCUGCAGCAUGCGUUACCUUGCCCUGAUGGUGUCGCGGCCAGUGCUCAAGCUGCGGGAAAUCAACCCCCUUCUCUUUAACUACGUGGAGGAGCUGGUGGAGAUCCGGAAGCUGCGCCACGAUAUCCUGCUCAUGAAGCCCUACUUCAUCACCUGCAAAGAGGCCAUGGAGGCUCGUCUGCUGCUUCAGCUGCAGGACCGGCAGCACUUUGUGGAGAACGACGAGAUGUACUCGCUGCAGGACCUGGUCGACAUCCAGGCUGGGCGCCUCAGCUGCUCCUUAACAGAGAUCCACACCCUCUUCGCCAAGCACAUCAAGCUGGACUGCGAGCGGUGCCAGGCGAAGGGCUUUGUGUGUGAGCUCUGCAAAGAAGGGGACGUGCUCUUCCCGUUCGACAGCCACACGUCGGUGUGCACGGACUGCUCUGCUGUCUUCCACAGGGACUGCUACUAUGACAACUCGACCACGUGCCCCAGGUGUGCCCGGCUCAGCCUGAGGAAGCAGUCGCUCUUCCAGGGCCCCAGUGCGGAGGAGCAGGCCUAGGGUCCCCCAGCGCCCCCCAGACCUGGGCACCAAAGAACAUUGGCGAGAACUGGGCGUUCCAGAGGGGGCGGCUGCAGCGUUGGGGCUGCAAGAUCUGAACUAGCUGCCACUGGGGGUGGACCCCGGGCCAGGGAGCCAGGUGUUGCACAGGCCCGAACGAGUGCUCUGCUCUGGGACUCGGACCAGCCCAGCACACUGCCUGGUGCUGGGAGCCAGCUCAGCAGAUUCUGAACCCAGCUCUGAGAACUCCCUGGGCUGGGGCUGAGCGUAAUGGAGUGGCAGGAGCUACUGGGGGGCUCUCACUGUCCCAGCCGGCCUCUGCCUCUAGCUGCUCUGCCUUGCAGCGGUGCAAUGAAGCAGAGCACAUGCCCCGUGCUGUGGCAGGUGUUACCAGGGGUGACGGUGCAGGAAUCCCUGGGGAAAGGAGGGGCCUGGUGUCCCCGACUCACUGACAAAGGGGGACUUGAGAUCAGCCUGGAGCAGGGGCGUUCCAGGGCUCUGCCACUUGCAGGUGAUUUGCCCCCGGCCUGUGCUGAGGGUUGAGUUCCCUGCUGCAGGCGCUUGCUGGCCCAGGCCGAGUGGGGAGAGGAGGGAGGUGGCUGUGGUAAGGAAAAGCUGCUGUGUUCUCUCCCACGCUGAUCACGGCUCUAACCCCUCCUUUGGAUAAGCCCUUUUCUAACGCCGCCUCUGCGCCCCAGCAAGCCUCCUGGCGUGGGCCGGCGUGCCAGCCUCCAUUGGCGUUACAGCGCUCCCUCUGCCAGCUGCUCGGUGCUCUCCGGUUGGUGCAUUCGCGUCUAAAGGGCCGUGUUGGUCUGGCCUCUGAAUGGCCGGGCUGGCUUCGGGGGUGGGCCCAGGGAGCCUCCUCUGGAGGUGUCUGGCCGUGGCCCAGCUGGCGAGGGGCCUGUGGAGUGUGAGACUCAGGCUGGUCCCUUGGGGACAAGUGUGCACAUCACGUCCCCGUCCUCUCCGGCAGCACUCAGCCCUGGCUGGGCCGGGCCGUCGAUCUGGCAUGUCCCUCUCCUGUCCACAAGCUCUGCAGGGCAGGAGUGAGGCUCAGAGGCUGGGGGGAACCGGUGUGGGCUGGUGGAAUGGUCCGCACUCGGUUCUCAGCCUCGCUAGGCUGAUCUCGCUGGCCUCCCCGAAGCCUGAGCCCUGGGGGCAUGCCCUCUGCUGAGGGAGGACGCGAAUGCCAUGGGCUGCAGGCUGGAGCUCGUUGCUGGUGCUGGCUCCCUCCAGCUCCCUAUGAAUGCGGCUGGCACCUCUUUGGCUGUUUAAAGAGAGAGACACUCGCAGAAAUGAGUUUGGGGCUGAGGUAGAGCUGCUCUUUACAUGGCCUGUCCCAGGACCCUCCUGUGCCGUUCAGAGGCCAGGGCCUCAGGUUGGAGUCU
This is a messenger RNA of Mauremys mutica (yellowpond turtle), 2876 nucleotides long. It is a transcript of the gene DEF8, whose product is annotated as differentially expressed in FDCP 8 homolog. Bases 139 to 1488 code for a protein of 449 amino acids. The transcript has 12 exons. The record is from RefSeq and is a predicted model, not a curated record. Lineage: Eukaryota; Metazoa; Chordata; Testudines; Geoemydidae.